UACAGGGAUGGGAAACUGAGCUGGCAAGAGCAAUUGAGGGGGUCAGGGCUGUUGUUGCUGACCCCCACCAGGCCUUUUGUGCUGGGCCCUGGAUCUCUUGCUCCUUUCUCCUUUUUAAAAAGGAAAAAAAACCUUUGCUUACAGGAUGACUAGGCAUGUGGCAAACUGCAGUGCUGAUGAGACCCCACCCACCAUUUUAAUAUGCUCAGAGGGUUGCAAGAACACUUACACUUGGCUGUCCCAUCCAGAGCCGAAAGAAUGAGGCUGGAGUUUUCUCGCGGUGAUGGGAACGAGGAGACAGGGGACGCGCAUCCAACGGCUCAUCUGAAGACACCUGCUCCCGAGCAACGGGCUCGAGGUCAGGGGGCGGUGCCACACUGGAAUCCUCCUGGGAACAGCUUGGUAAAGGAGGAGCUGGCACUGUCUCUGAAGCCUCCCCCCACAAGUCCUCUGCAUCAACUGGGGGCGGUGCGCUCGGCUCCUCGGAAAGGGCGUUACUCGUGGGAACUGGUUGGAGAGCAGGCUGCCCCCCUCCCGCACGAUCCUGCUCAGACACAACAAUCCCCAACUCUGCUUCUUCUGGCUGUGGAGGGUAAAAUGGCCCAGGAUAUGACAGAGAAAGAGCUCAUAAAAAUGGAAUUAGACCAGCUGAAAAAGGAAGUGAAGCUUGAAAGACAAAUGGUCUCCAAGAUAGCAAAAGAACUCAAGGAGUAUAUAGAAUCCACAGCUGCAGAAGACCCUCUCUUAAAAGGUAUCCCAGAAGACAAGAACCCAUUCAAGGAGAAGGGAGGUUGUAUAAUAAGCUGACCCUGGCCCCACCAAAAGAUCUUUGUUGUCCUCCUUGUACAUGACAUACCAGGACUGUGAGAAUUUGUUUAGCAUAACUGAGUAUAAAUGAUCUUCUGCAGGGGGGGAUGUCUGGACUCCUUUGCUGGCAUUUCACCCUAGAACAAAAGAACUGGAUACUGGUCUCCACCGAGAUAAAGAGAAAGAAGACAAGCUCAGUUUUAGAACUUCAAGUCCAAUUCCUGUUUUGUAGCUACGCUGCAGAUUUCCAAAAGAAGCCUGAUUUUAAUUGCUGGUUUAAACAAAUUGUAGGCUGUUAAGUUUGAAUGGCUUAUUAUUGUUGGUGUGCGUGUUUUUUUAAGUAGAUACCAGCUUUCAAUAGAAAAAGCUAAGAAAAAAACCUGAUCUUUAUGUAGGAUGUUUCUUUGUAAGACGUGAAUAUCCUUUACAGCUGGAAUGGAGACCCUGAAGCCCUCUGCCUAAUUCCAUGUAGCCUGCAGAGAUGGAGAGAGCAACACACAUAGAGCAACACAAUUCUGCAGUGCUUCAAAUUCCACCUGGCUAUGGCCCACCCACCAUUGUCUGC
Messenger RNA from Rhineura floridana, 1372 nucleotides. RefSeq names its product G protein subunit gamma transducin 2 (gene GNGT2). The record is from RefSeq and is a predicted model, not a curated record. The coding region runs from base 202 to 807 and encodes 201 amino acids. NCBI's taxonomy places the organism in Eukaryota, Metazoa, Chordata, Lepidosauria, Squamata, Rhineuridae. Gene Ontology annotation, biological process: G protein-coupled receptor signaling pathway. Gene Ontology annotation, molecular function: G-protein beta-subunit binding. The transcript has 5 exons. Gene Ontology annotation, cellular component: heterotrimeric G-protein complex.